AUGGAAUUUGAGUCACCAAAUAUACGACUUUCAGCAAGAAGUCAAAGUCGUUCUACUGAAGGUUCAGGGUCAGGUGGUCUGACACCGUCAAAUUCAUCGCAACAGUCGUCAAGUGCACAAGCCGUUCAGCACAGUCAACAUGUACCACCAAUGGGACAAUUGAGUGUUGCAUUACAACAAGCAACUGGUAUUGAAGCACAUUCAUCGAAUUUCCCAUUUAAUAAUUCAGAUUUAUUUUCAUCAUUUCCAACAAAUCCGAACUUAUUAUCUUAUCAAAUGCGACCGGAUCUGAUGGGAUUACCAGGAUUUCGGGCGCCGAAUGGUUCAACCAUGAAUUCGGUAUUUUUCUUCUCUUUCUUGAUCCAGUUUUUUUGA
Molecule: messenger RNA, 375 nt
Organism: Dracunculus medinensis (Guinea worm)
Lineage: Eukaryota; Metazoa; Nematoda; Chromadorea; Rhabditida; Dracunculidae
Source: the annotation of a GenBank genome assembly